This is a messenger RNA of Phyllostomus discolor (pale spear-nosed bat), 1827 nucleotides long. It is a transcript of the gene NPY5R, whose product is annotated as neuropeptide Y receptor Y5. Gene Ontology annotation, cellular component: plasma membrane; neuron projection. The transcript is spliced from 3 exons. The record is from RefSeq and is a predicted model, not a curated record. Gene Ontology annotation, molecular function: neuropeptide Y receptor activity; neuropeptide binding. Bases 160 to 1500 code for a protein of 446 amino acids. Gene Ontology annotation, biological process: G protein-coupled receptor signaling pathway. Lineage: Eukaryota; Metazoa; Chordata; Mammalia; Chiroptera; Phyllostomidae.
ACUGCCAUCUUCCAGGUCUCCUCCUCCAGACACCACCGCCCGCGCAGGAGCGACAGCGCUCGCCAGGUCCCCGGGAGCCGAGACGCCGACCGCGGCCGGCUCACCCCGAGGUCUGCAUACUGCACUUUUCAGGAAAAAGAAAGUGAAGGGGAUAAUAAUAUGGAUUUGGACUUCAAGGGUUAUUAUAACCAGACAUUUCCCACAGAGAACCAUACUGCCGCCCCUCGGAAUUCCAAUUUCCCAGUCUGGGAUGACUAUAAAAGCAGUGUAGAUGACUUGCAGUAUUUUCUGAUCGGACUCUAUACGUUCGUAAGUCUUCUUGGUUUCAUGGGGAAUCUCCUCAUUUUAAUGGCUCUCAUGAGAAAGCGUCAUCAGAAGACGACGGUGAACUUCCUCAUAGGGAAUUUGGCCUUCUCCGAUAUCCUGGUCGUGCUCUUCUGCUCCCCGUUCACGCUGACCUCCGUCCUGCUGGACCAGUGGAUGUUCGGCAGAGUCAUGUGUCACAUCAUGCCUUUCCUUCAGUGUGUGUCGGUUCUGGUUUCAACUUUAAUUUUAAUAUCGAUUGCCAUUGUCAGGUAUCAUAUGAUAAAGCACCCUAUAUCCAAUAAUCUAACAGCAAACCACGGCUACUUCCUGAUAGCUACUGUCUGGACACUAGGUUUUGCAAUUUGUUCUCCCCUUCCAGUGUUUCACAGUCUUGUGGAACUUCGGGAGACUUUUGGCCCAGCGUUGCUGAGCAGCAGGUAUUUAUGUGUUGAAUCAUGGCCAUCUGACUCAUAUAGAAUUGCUUUUACCAUCUCUUUAUUGCUAGUGCAGUAUAUUCUGCCCUUAGUUUGUCUCACUAUAAGUCAUACCAGUGUCUGCAGGAGUAUAAGCUGUGGAUUGCCCGACAAAGAAAACAAACUAGAAGAAAAUGAGAUGAUCAACUUAACUCUUCAUCCAUCCAAAAAGAGUGGGCCUCAGGUGAAACUCUCCAACAGCCACAAAUGGAGCUAUUCAUUCAUCAGAAAACACAGAAGAAGAUACAACAGGAAGAAGGCAUGCGUGUUACCUGUUCCAGCAAGACCUCCUCAAGACCAUCAUUCAAGCACACUUCCAGAAAACUUCGGCUCUGUGAAGAGUCAGCUCUUCUCCUCCAGUAAGUCCAUACCAGGGGUCCGCACCUGCUUUGAGAUGAAACCUGAAGAAAACUCUGAUGCUCAUGAAGUGAGAGUAAACCGUUCUAUCAUGAGACUAAAAAAGAGAUCUCGAGGUGUUUUCUACAGACUGACCAUACUGAUACUGGUGUUUGCCGUCAGCUGGAUGCCACUACACCUUUUCCAUGUCGUAACCGAUUUUAAUGAUAACCUUAUUUCAAAUAGGCACUUCAAGUUGGUGUACUGCAUCUGUCAUUUGUUGGGCAUGAUGUCUUGUUGUCUUAACCCAAUUCUGUAUGGGUUCCUUAAUAACGGAAUCAAAGCCGACUUACUGUCUCUUAUACGCUGUCUUCAUAUGUCGUGAUUCUCACUGUUUACCAAGGAAAGAACGAAUGUUGGGAUCAUUCCAAUGUAUAUUCACGAUACCUACGUGUACCUGAUCAACAGAUUUUGUUAACUUAUUAGUUUAAUUUAUGUGUCAGACUUCUGAAUUUGAAUGUCAGUUCAUAGUGUGUGGAAGGUAGUUUUGUUUGUUAUAGUGCAGUGAAUUCGUUUACUUGUAUAAAGUCAGUGUCAGUCCAAUCUGUGAUUUCACUUUAAAAAGUAGUUAUACUACCUUUCAUUUUCCUUUGUCUUGUAAACAAGUGAAGUGUAAUUUUUUGUUUGAAUAAAACUUGUAUCUACAAACUCA